AUGUUUGUUGACCGCGACUUACUGCGAGCUCGAUUUGCCACGGCCAUGUCUUCCAUGUAUCGUGCAGAGGUGCCGUUGUACGGAGACCUGAUUGAUAUUGUGCGCGACGUCAAUGCACAGGCCUUCCAAAAUUGCACUCGAAACGGCCAAGGAAAUGAUGCGUCUGCAAUAAUUACCAGCUCAGAGAGGCUGACCCUAGAGCGACACGGAGCUAUCCGCCUAGGCACCCCAUUCGAGCUCCGGACAGUUAAACGGAUUUUUGGCCUCCUGGGACUGCAGCCAGUGGGAUAUUACGAUCUAUCUAUUGCCGGUCUGCCGAUGCAUGCGACGUGCUUUCGUCCCACGUCGGUCUCAAGUCUCGACCAAAAUCCCUUCCGGGUAUUCACCACCCUGCUAAGACCGGAAUUGCUUGCAUCGGCGGAGGCACGCCAGCUUGCUUUGGAACUGCUCGACAAAAGAAAGAUCUUCAGCAAUGACCUACUCGACAUUUUGGUGACCGCAGAGGCGCAGGGCGGGUGGCUGACAGAAGAUCAAGCCAAAACCUUCAUUCCCCAGGCUCUGGCCACUUUCAGUUGGCAGUGUAUGGCUGCGGCAACGUUCGAUCAAUAUCAGACCUUGAAAGCCGAGCACCCUAUCCUUGCGGACAUUGCAUCCUUCCAGAGCGCUCAUAUCAACCACCUAACGCCGCGGACCUUGGAGAUAUCGGCCGUGCAAUCAUCCUUGAAGGCAGCUGGCAUGGCUGUGAAAGCACAUAUUGAGGGACCCCCGCCUCGAAAAUGCCCCAUUUUGCUACGUCAGACAAGCUUUCUUGCUCUUGAAGAGGCAGUUCAAUUCAGGCAAAGCGAUUUGGAUAGCGGUAUUGGUAUCAAUGUUUCGGAGUCCCGAGGGGCGUUGAUCGUGGCCAAUCACAAAGCCCGAUUUGGCGAAAUCGAGCAACGAGGUGCCGCAGUUACGCCCAAGGGUCGGUACCUCUAUGACCGGCUAUUGCACGAAAGCCAGAAGAGAGCCGCUGGUGCCAAUGCUGAUGAAGCCGAUGCCAUUGCCACGGAAGUAUUCAAGGAAUACCCUGACACUUGGCCUGAGCUCUGGAAACAAGGGCUCAUCUAUUGUCAUUUCCACUGUACCAAGAAAGGCAUCCAGAAGUCAAGCCUGGAUCUGAAACACGGUUCUUUGCUCGAACACUUGAUUGACAAUGGAGUUGUAGAGGCCUCCCCUAUCACCUACGAAGACUUCCUGCCAUUUUCCGCUGCGGGUAUCUUCCAGUCCAACUUGCAAUCGGGUAACAAACCCAAUGAACCACCAAAGUUAGCACUCUCUUCUUCAGAUCAAUAUGGACUAGAAGAAGCACUUGGUGCGAAAGUAUUCGACCUUCAUGAGUGGUACGCCAAUGUGCAGAGUGAAGGCCUAGAGAGAGUUAGCAAGGAGCUGGGGAUUGCCUCGGAGGCGCUCAUGCUAAGGUAG
Molecule: messenger RNA, 1461 nt
Organism: Aspergillus glaucus CBS 516.65
Lineage: Eukaryota; Fungi; Ascomycota; Eurotiomycetes; Eurotiales; Aspergillaceae
Exons: 1
Coding region: 1-1461 (486 amino acids)
Molecular function (GO): oxidoreductase activity
Source: RefSeq, a predicted model, not a curated record